GGCCGCGACCCGCCCGAGCCCCACCUGGCCCGCGGGCGGCGCUGCCCUGCCCUGGCCCCGCGGCCGCUGCGGGGGGCGCCGGCCGCGCUGUGUCGGAGAUGAGAGAUCAAGGCCAGGUCAGGGAGAGGCCCAAGGACAGCCUCCCUCGGAGACCCCUGGUCGGGGGGCCCGGCCUUCUGACAGGCCAGGAGGGCCCCCUGGAAAUGUGAUGAAGCGCUCGCCGGAUGGUCCUCCAGCCCCGCCAGUGACCCCUGAGGACCCCGGCCCCCUCCACCAGCAAACAAGGGGCGGGCGGGGGCAUUUGGGACAUCCUGCGGGAUCUCAGCGGUAGAACCGAGCAGGGAUCGCCGGGCGCCCCGCUGAGAGGGCCCAGCUGACUCAGAUUGGGAACCAGCUGACUUUGGGGUCUGGCUGGGGAGCCCACCGCCACCCCGGGGCGCGCGAGCCGACAGCCAGGGCUCCAGGGCUCCAGGCCCGCUCCGAGUUGGCUCCUGGUUGUGUCAGGGAGUUUCCCUGGCGGCUCCGCGUGCUCGGAGUGGGAGGGAACUUGCCAGCUGCCCCUUUCCAGGAAGGGUCAGGACCUGCCCGGGGCCGCCAGCUCCGCUAACCGCUAUGCCGCUGCCUCUGCAGGUGGGGUGGGAACCACCUUGGCACCUCCGGGCUGCUCGCCGUGUGGCCUUCUUUAGAGGCUGAGGUUUUUUCAGUUUCGGUUUGUCUGGGGGCCACUCCCGGUGGAGAGGGCCCCCAGGUCAGUGGCCAGUGCCCGCUGCUGUCCUGUCGCGCUGGGACGGGCUGGAGUUGGCCCGUGUGCAUCUGCUUCCAGAGGCAGCGCCACGAGAGGGCAGUGAGGGAGUGAGAGUGGGGUCCGCCCCCCAGGCAGGAAGGGGCCCCACGCCUCAGCUCUGGCCGGAGUCGGGGCCCGAGGGCCCUCCGUGUCGCCAAACAGAGGACGCUGUCCCAGUGAGCCGUCAGCGUGGACGGCAGGGACAGGCCCCGAGCCCAGCACUGCCUCUUUCCCCAGGCACAGCGUCUGGGCAGGAGGGGCUGCCGCCCAGCAGGCCAGAGGCCGCCUCCCCACCCCACGUCCCGCCUCCGGGUUGCAGACACGUCCAGGAGCCGCUCGUGGCCGGGAUGGGCCGCCCGGGGCGCCUGCGGGGCGCGCAGCCAGGGACCUCUGCGGCAGGGCCGAGCCGGCACCUCGGGGCCCCCCGGUGAGGGCGUGACUCGGCAGAACACGCCAGCACCGCCUGCCCGCCUGCGCCUCCUCGCCUGCUAGAAUGUUCCUCAUGAACGCGCCCCCUGUGCUCGCUCUGCAGUCCAGAUGGGAGGCCUUCCGCCCGCCCGGGGGCUGUAGGGCUCCCGGCUGCUUCUCGGGGCCCGCGGGGGGCGCCGCGGUGAGCACGGGGGUGCAGAUGCUCAUCCGCACGCUGCGCCGAGGAGACCCCGCGGCCCCGGGCGCGAGCCCCGCGCGAGGCCCGCAGAGACGCCAGGGGCCCGAGCGCCCCGCCCCGCCCACGCCACCGCCACACGACUCGGCGUCCAGUGCUCCCGCUUCUGCCGACCCCCACCCAGCCGGCGGGGAGGGAGCCACAGACCCGGGCCCCCCCGCGCCGGACUCGGACAGCGACGACUCGGUGGACAGGGGCAUCGAGGAGGCCAUCCAGGAGUACCUGAGGGCCAAGGGCAGCGGCCCCCGGCCCCACCACUGCCCCCAGCAGCCCCCGCAGGCCGCGCCGUGUCCCCCCAGACCUGCCCGCCGCCUCGGCGGUGGCCCCCGGAGGGCCUGCGAGCCCCUGGGCUCCGCCUCCCCGGGCAGCGCCAGCAGUGAGGACUCCUUCGAGCAGAGCAUCCACGACGAGAUCGAGCAGUUCCUGAGCGAGAAGCGGCAGCUGGAGGCCCCCGGGGGGGCCGGCUGUGUGGACAGGCAGGAGGAGCCCGCGGAGCUGGUGGCCCGGCCAGCGCCCAGAGCCCGGAAGGAGCCGGAGCUGACCGCGGCAGCCAAGGAGUUCCUCUUCCGGAAACCCCCCAGGCUUGCCAGGGCCCCCGCCCCGCCCCGGAGCCUCCGGUCCAAGGCCACCCCCGACCCGGGGCCCGGCAGCACCAGGCCCACCGCCUGCCGCUCCGCUGAGCCAGCCCAGCCCAAAGGCGGGGUCCGGAGGGCCAGCGGCCCCCUGCGGAGGGGCAGGCGCGGCCCGAGCGCAGCCGUGGUGCAGGAGGCGCCCGACUCCAGCAGCGACGACGGCAUCGAGGAGGCCAUCCGGCUCUACCAGCUGGAGAGGAGGGGGGGCGCCGCGCCCCAGAGCCGCGGCAGGGCGGCGGCCGGCACGAGGAGGCCGCUGGCCGGGAAGGCCCCGGAGCCCGGCCCGCCCGCCAGGCCGCCCGCAGCCCCCGGCAGAGGCGAGGCGGGAGGGCGGGGCUCGUGCCCGGCCGACGCGUCCACCGAGCUGCUGUGCGCCGAGGCCAUCCUGGACAUCUCCAAAGCCAUCCUGCCCGCCCCCACCGAGGGCAGGGAGCGCGCCCCAGCCUCGGGCCCGCCCGCCCCCCCGCCACGCGUGCCUUCCAGCUCGGACGGGGGCGGCAGCUCCGUGGACAGCGACGACGGCAUCGAGCAGGAGAUCCGGACCUUCCUGGCGCUGAAGGCGCAGGCAGGUGUGUCCCCGGCCCCUGUCCUGGGCCCCCCGGGCCACGCUGGCGGCCUCCGGGCCCCCCUGCCCCGCUCCCUGGCCCUGUCGCUGAGCCGCAAGAGACGACGCAGAGCAGGUGGACACGGGCCAGCGCCGGCCACCCCCAGGGAGAUGCCACUGGAGGGGGCCCGGGAGGCCAGUCCCCAGCUGGGGCGGGCGAGCGAGACCCCCGCGAGGGAGGGGGAGAGCAGGGCCCACGCCCCGCUCCCCAGGACAGCGGGGCCCGGGGACGAGCUGGCGGCCCCCAGCGCCGUGUCCCUGGGCACCGCCAGGGCGGCGGAGAAGGAGAGCUCAGACGACAAGAGCAGCUCGCUGGACAGCGACGAGGACCUGGACACGGCGAUCAAGGACCUGCUGCGCUCCAAGCGGAAGCGCAGGAAGGGGUGCGGGGACCCCCGGGCCGCGCCCUCCCUGAAGGUCCGGCUGGGCCCCGCGCCCAAGGUCCUGUACCGGCUGGAGGGGCUGCGAAGGCCCUGGAAGGACAAAGGCCCGGCGCUGUGGAGACGCCGCUGCUUCCCGAGGCCCAGGGCCGCCCGGGGGCCGUCUCGGGAGCCCCCGCCCAGCAGCGCCCCCCGUGGGAGCCCGGGGGAGGAGGCCGGCGCCGAGGGCGGGCCCCUGGGGCUGCCCACCCAGAGGGGCCCGGAGGCGGCCCUGUUCUCGGGGCCCCGGGAGCCGCGUGGCCCCGUGCCGAGCCCCAGCUCCGCGUCCGAGGGGGACAGCAGCCCCGUGGACAGCGACGACAGCAUCGAGCUGGAGAUCAGGAAGUUCCUGGCUGAGAAGGCCAAGGAGGCCCUGGGGGGCCCCGGCGACGGCCCCCGGCCCGAGCCGCUGUGCCGGAAGGCCCUGCCCGCCAGCGUGUGCACCCGGGGCCAGCGGGGCCGGGGGGCCGCCAGCCCCGCGGGCUCCCUUGCUCCGGCCGGGAGGAGCAGCCCCCGCGGCGAGCUGGCACCCCCCCGGGGCAGCAGGGGCUCGCCGGGCAGCCGCAGGCCCUUCUUUGCCCCCCGAGACCAGAGCCCCCGCGUGGCCGAGCCUGCGGCUGGGGACAGCGCUCCAGGGACACUCACGGGCUGCGGUGCCGCGGCCGUCCCGGCGGAGAGCUGCCCGGGCCGGAGCCCCCUGAGCCGGGGGCUGGCAGCCGACAGGGACCCUGGAGCCCCCGGCGGCCUGGCGCUCCCGUGGGCAGAGCUGGCCCAGCAGAACCGGCUGCAGAGCCUGUGGGCCCUGGGCCCCGAGGGCGGCGGCGGGGGCUGGGGGGGCGCCGAGGGCCAGGCCAGGGGCCUGCCCGGCCCGGCUCUGGGCCCCAAGAAGGGCCUGCCCUUCGCCGGCUUCUCCCCGCUGCUCCCCACCCAGCUGUUCCACUUCGGGAAGGGCGUCUCCUGGGGGGGCAAGCCUGCCGGCCUCUUCAGCAGCCCCCUGGGCGCGCCCCUGCAGGGACCCUCCUUCUCGGGCUUCCGGGGGGCCCAGGCUGCCCAGGGGCCCGUGUUCGGCAGCUCCCACGUGCUCCUGAAGAAGGACGGGGGCCGUUGGCCGCCCGGGAGAGCCCAGGCCGGGCGCGACGCCAGGCACGGGGGCCCUGAGGGGGGCGCCGUGGGCCUGCGGCGUGGGGGGAGGCCGGCGUCCAGGGAGGAGGACGAGCAGGAGGCCCUGGGCAGCGGCGCCAGCGACCUCAGCGACAGCUCCGUGGAGGAGGGCGGGCACGGCCCGCUGGCCAGGGGCAAAGUGCUGGAGCUCUGAGAGCCCUGUGCCACCCCCCGCGGCCCCUCGUCCUGUUUCCAUGGCCGGAAGCGUUUUUAUUUAACGUGUGUGUGCUGGUAAAUAUGAUUUUUGUAGCUUUUUUGUAAAUUAUUUAAAGUGCUGUACAAAAUAUUUUUGGGAGAUAGAGUCGUUGGCUUUUGUAGGACGUUCCCCGCUGCCCCUCCUGCCCUCCCCGAGCCCGUCUCGGUGGCAGACCCCGAGCUGGCCGCACGGCGGGGGCUUCCUCAGGGAGCAGCUUCCCCCGGACACACAAUCGCACCCCCAGGAAACACAGUAAAGCACAAUGGCCGCGGGGCCGCCCUGCUGGGUCACCCCGGCUGUCUCAGUCGCCUCGGCUGUCUCAGUCGCCUCGUGGCUUCAGUCCCUGGCUGGCUGCGGGGAGGGCAGGGGCGCAGGGUCCUGUGGUCUCUCGCCCCUGCAGUGGCAGGGGGGUCGCUGAGUCCCAAGCAGUGGCCCCUGCGGCCCCCAGCCGGGAGGGGCCUCUGAGCUUGAUGUCUCCGCACAGCACCGGGGCCACUGGGCCUGCGCCAAGCGCGUCCAGACCCCGGGCCCGCGGCGGCUCCCUUCUCCCUCAGGUGACGGACCGACCAGCAGACCCAGACGAGCCCUCUGGGGAGCGAAGGACCCGUUCCCGAGGCCAAUAAACCCGUUUCUGCUCAUGC
Molecule: messenger RNA, 5101 nt
Organism: Sorex araneus (European shrew)
Lineage: Eukaryota; Metazoa; Chordata; Mammalia; Eulipotyphla; Soricidae
Gene: PPP1R26
Product: protein phosphatase 1 regulatory subunit 26
Exons: 3
Coding region: 1278-4418 (1046 amino acids)
Biological process (GO): negative regulation of phosphatase activity
Molecular function (GO): protein phosphatase inhibitor activity
Source: RefSeq, a predicted model, not a curated record